Molecule: messenger RNA, 1443 nt
Organism: Pseudonaja textilis
Lineage: Eukaryota; Metazoa; Chordata; Lepidosauria; Squamata; Elapidae
Gene: INTS15
Product: integrator complex subunit 15
Source: RefSeq, a predicted model, not a curated record
CGGCGGCGGCGGCGAGGUCGGCCAUGAGCGAGGUCCGGCACGCGCUGCUCCGCCGGGACGCGCUGAGCGCCGCCAGGGAGGCGCUCUACCACCUGGACGUGCUGGUCAGCGGGCAGCUGCAGAGCGCGGCGGCGCUUCCAGCCGGGGACGCGGGCCCGGUGGAGCUGCUGGAGGAGUUCGUCUUCCAAGCGCUGCAGGAGCGCGGCGGGGCGCAGCCCAAGAGGCUGACGGCGGUGCAGGAGCUGCAGCUGCUGGAGACCCUCUGCGGCUACUUCCAGGAGCAGAGCAAGGAGGCGGUGCGGCAGGUGGUCUUCUCGGCGCUCUUCGCCCCGCAGGGCAACAAGGCGGACGAGAGCCGCAUGGCGCUGCUGGGCAAGCUGGUCUCCGUGGCCGUGGCCGUCUGCCGGGUGCCCGUGCUCGAGUGCGUGGCCUCCUGGCUGCAGCGCACCCCGGCCGUCUACUGCGUGAAGCUAGCCCGGGCGCUGGUGGACGACUAUUGCAGCCUGGGACCCGGCUCUGUCCAGACCCUCCAGCACAUCUUCAGCGCCAGCCCUCGAUUCUGCUGCCAGUUCAUCACUGCCGUGGCCAUGCUCUACGACCUGUCCUCAGAUGACCUCAUCCCCUCCCCUGAUUUGCUGGAGAUGGUCGUCUCUUGGAUUUUUGAAGACCCCCGGUUGAUCCUGAUCACCUUUCUGAACACACCUAUUGUUACAAGCCCGCCCAUUGGCUUUCUGGAGCUUACUCCACUCUGUGGCCUGAUCUGCUGGUGCGUGAAAGCCCCGUUGGCUUACAAGAGACAAAAGCCGCCUCCCUCCAAUGGGGCUUUUGGCGGGAAGAUGGAUUUGCUGGACAGCUUUGACAGGGACUGCCACCUGCUGUAUUCCAAGCUGCACCUCAGCAUCCUUCAGGUGCUGAUGCUGCUUCAGGGGCACCUGACCGAGAAGAACCUGUAUGGACGCCUUGGGCUGGUGACUGGGGAGCAAAUGGCUUCCCUGGUGGAGGACGUGCGCCUUCUUUCUGACAAGCUGAACCCUCUCCAUGCAGCCAAGGAGAUCGAGCUGGCAUUGGACCGGCUGGCCCAGGUCAUGCAAGUGGCCAUGGCCUCUGGAGUGUUACUUUGGACAAGAGAGAAUCUAAGGACAGUGUGCUCUGGGUUGCCACAUAACAACUUGCUCCAGCUGGUGAUUUCGGGUCCAGUCCAACCGUCAGCCCAUGCUGCUCUGCCCCCAGGAUUUUAUCCCCCUAUCCACACCCCUCCGCUUGGAUACCCUGCCCACGCCACUCAUCCUGUGCAGGCCUUCAUGCCAGGCAUAGCGUUUCCAUACCGGCCCAUUCGCUGAAGGCUUGGCUCCAGCACUUCGUCUUUUUCAUGCCUUGGGGAGGGUGGGAUUUCUAUAUUUAUUAGAAAACAGGUCUUAAAAGAAGGAGAUUGUCUUUAAUUGG